Phyllotreta striolata is the source of this 954-nucleotide messenger RNA. The record is from the annotation of a GenBank genome assembly. Lineage: Eukaryota; Metazoa; Arthropoda; Insecta; Coleoptera; Chrysomelidae.
AUGCAGGCGAUUAGUAAACGGCCGUUGGAAGGAAAAUGGGGAGAGAUCACGGAUUUUCAUUUGGGCGUGAAACACGCCCUGUGGGAAUUCAAUCCGGGAAGGUGCUACUUGCCGGGGUUUUUCGAGAACUACGCCCAGCAAAUUCUGGAUGCUCCAGUUCGGGAAGACGACGUCUGGUUGAUAAGCUAUCCUAGAACAGGUUCAACGUGGUGUCAAGAAAUAGUGUGGUUACUGGGGAAUAAUAUGGAUUUUCAGAAAGCGGAAUCCACUUUACAGCAAAUAAGAGCUCCUUUAAUUGAGAUGUCUGUGGCUCUAUACGAGUACGCAGAUCAAUUCAAAAACGUAUUCACAAACUCUGUUGAUUUCGUAAAUAAACUACCGUCUCCAAGAUUUCUGAAAAGCCAUUUACCCUUCCAAUUGCUACCCAAGGAUUUGCAGAAAAUAAUUUACUUGAUGAGAAACCCCAAAGACACCUGCGUCUCGCUGUUCUACCACUGCAGGCUCCUGCACGGCUUCGACGUGGACUUCGACACCUUCUGCGAGCUGUUCCUCGACGGCGCCGUCAUCUACGGGGACCUCCUGGACCACUGCCUGGAGUUCUGGAGCAGGCGCAACGAGGAGCACCUUCUGAUCCUGCGGUACGAGGAUUUGAAGGUCGACACCAAGAGUUGCGUGAAGCUCAUCGCGGAUUUCAUGGGGAAGAGCGCGUCCGAUAAGGAAGUGGAAGAGUUGGUUGAUUAUAUAGGGUUUUCGAAAAUGAGGCGGAACAGGUCCUGCAACGCGGAGGUGCUGUUGAACGGGAAAGGGGGAAGGAAGUAUUUCGAUGAAAUGGGCUGUCAUUUUAUCAGGAAGGGUGAAAUCGGGGAUUGGAAGAAUCACAUGUCGCCGGAUAUCGUUGGAAAAUUCGAUGAAUGGAUUGAGAGAAAAACUUAUGGAACUGGACUGAUUCUUUGA